Ricinus communis (castor bean) is the source of this 3648-nucleotide messenger RNA. RefSeq lists its product as uncharacterized. Gene Ontology annotation, molecular function: ATP hydrolysis activity; ATP binding; kinase activity. The record is from RefSeq and is a predicted model, not a curated record. NCBI's taxonomy places the organism in Eukaryota, Viridiplantae, Streptophyta, Magnoliopsida, Malpighiales, Euphorbiaceae. The coding region runs from base 348 to 3221 and encodes 957 amino acids. Gene Ontology annotation, cellular component: cytoplasm. The transcript has 26 exons.
AUUUUGAAAAACACAAAACAUGUUUUUUCUUUUCUCGAGAAAAAGAAAAGGAGAACACGACUGGGUAACCGUAAAGCACAACCGUAGUAUUAGCGGUUAUAGGGAGUGGCGGAGUGGAAAAUAAAAGAAUAAGAAGAAGAGGAAGAAGAGGAGUAAGGGAGAGGAGAAAAAAGUCCCAAGCAAAGUGCUGGAAAAGAACGAAAGAAAAAUAAAAGGAACCGAUCCUUUAUUUCUCUCUCGGUCUGAAACUAAGAAUCAGAAACCAAGAAACAGUAAUUUAUUAAGUGCAAAAACAAAAGGCUGUAUUAACUUUGAUUAAAUAUUAAUUCUGAAGAGUUGUUUGAGAAAUGGAGGACGAGGUGGUACAGCGGGUAUUACAAGAAGGUGGACGCGAUUAUUUUCAACAAACUCCUUCUACUUCCUCUUCUUCUUCCAUCCUUCAAUCUCUCCCUCUCCAUGUGUCUUUUGAUCAUGGUUAUUACUUGCUGGUAAAAUCUAUUCAAGAGCUCAGAGAGAAAAAAGAGGGUUUUGUUACUGUGGGAAUUGGUGGUCCUAGUGGUUCGGGCAAAACAAGCUUAGCAGAGAAGGUUGCAUCUGUAAUUGGUUGCACUGUUAUAUCAAUGGAGAAUUAUCGCGUUGGAGUUGAUGAUGGGAAUGAUUUGGAUUCAAUUGAUUUUGAUGGAUUAGUCCAAAAUCUUGAGGAUUUACUAAAAGGUAAUGAUACUUCAAUACCAGUGUUUGAUUACCAACAAAAGAAGCGUGUCGGUUCACAAGCAAUACAGAGUGCUUCAUCUGGAGUGGUAAUAGUUGAUGGUACCUAUGCUUUGCAUGCAAGAUUGCGCUCUUUGCUAGAUAUUCGGGUGGCUGUGGUUGGCGGAGUCCAUUUUAAUCUUCUUUCUAAAGUUCGAUAUGACAUAGGGGAUACUUGUUCAUUGGAUUAUCUUAUCGACAGCAUUUUUCCAUUGUUUAGGAAACACAUUGAGCCUGACCUUCAUCAUGCACAGAUUAGGAUUAACAACAGCUUUGUCUCUUCAUUCAGAGAAGCAAUUUACAAGCUGAAGUGCAGGAGUGAGUUCCCAGAUCUGUCUGCUUAUGCCUUUCAAGGAGCAACACCACAAAAAGACAAUUUUAUUGAGAUGUACCUUAGGGCUCCUUCAGCAAGUGAAGUAGCACGAAUCAGUGAUUGGAUUAAGGUGCGGCAAUCUGGUAUUAGAUAUUAUCUGUCACUUGGGGACCAGAGGAUUGUUGACAAAAAUUUCAUUAUCAGGCCAAAAGCUGAGUUUGAGGUCGGACGAAUGACGCUUGGUGGUUUGUUGGAUUUAGGGUACACUGUUGUAGUUAGUUAUAAACGAGAAUCUACUUCUGUUAGUAAUGGCAAUCUCUCACUAUCAAUGGAGACUAUUGAUACUCUUGGUGAGACAUUUACGGUGCUGAGGGGCAUGGAUAGAAAAACUGUUGGAGCAGAAGCGUUGAGGAUGAGUAUGAUUGGACAAUGGAUCACCAAAUCAUAUCUGGAAAUGAUUCUUGAGAAAAUGAGUAAUGAGAAAAAAGAUUUACCACGUCUGAGUACACCACCACCGUUAUCUAAUACUUCCACAACUAAUAAUCAAGAAAGACUGAUUUCUGCUCCGAAGCCUAUUCGUACUACUACAAAUCUUAUUACUGGGCUUGAGGAUUUAUCUCAGCCAUGGACUCGGUCCCCAACUAAAUCUCAAAUGGAACCUGUUGUAGCAUCUUGGAGUUUAAUAUCAUUUGAUCAACCGCAUACGGGAAGCUCAUCUGUAGAUCCUUCCUGUUUCAGGGAUAAUGUGAAGCUUGUUCCAAUGCCUGAUUCAGUUAACUUGGAUAGAGGAUUACUGCUUGCUGUUCAAGCUAUUCAAGUUUUAUUGGAGCAUAAAGGUCCUCCAGUCAUAGUUGGAAUUGGAGGUCCAAGUGGAUCUGGAAAAACUAGCCUGGCACAUAAAAUGGCCAAUAUUGUUGGUUGUGAAGUAGUUUCCCUCGAAAGCUACUUUAUAUCUGAACAAGUUAAGGAUUUUAAGCAUGACGAUUUUCGCUCUCUUGAUCUGUCCCUGCUUGCGAAGAAUAUUGACGACAUCAAGCAUGGUAGAAGAACUAAAGCGCCCAUAUUUGACUUGGAGACUGGGGCUCGUAGCGGUUUCAAGGAACUUGGAGUUUCUGAAGACUGUGGUGUGAUUGUUUUUGAAGGGGUUUAUGCUCUGCACCCAGAAAUUCGAAAAUCACUUGACUUUUGGAUUGCUGUUGUUGGAGGUGUUCAUUCGCAUCUGAUUGCUCGGGUUCAAAGGGAUAAAAGUAGAGUGGGGUGUUUCAUGUCCCAAAAUGAGAUCAUGAUGACAGUGUUUCCAAUGUUCCAGCAGCAUAUUGAGCCCCAUCUUGUUCAUGCUGAUCUCAAAAUUCGGAAUGACUUUGACCCUGUGCUUUCCCCAGAGAGUUCAUUAUUUGUUUUAAAGAGUAACAAGCAAGUGUCUGAUCAAGAUAUUUUAAAAAUCCUUGAUCCUGCAAAGUUCUGUAGUUCCGUUCAGAAUUUUAUUGAUAUAUACUUGAAGCUCCCUGGAAUUCCUGCAAAUGAGCAAUUGGCAGAGAGUGACUGUAUACGUGUCAGAAUUUGUGAGGGUAGAUUUGCUUUGCUUAUACGGGAGCCUAUAAGGGAAGGCAAUUUUAUCAUUCAACCUAAGGUGGAUUUCGAUAUUAGCAUCAGUACUGUUGCUGGUCUUCUUAAUCUGGGGUAUCAGGCUGUAGCCUACAUCGAAGCUUCCGCAUUUAUUUACCAAGAUGGGAAGAUUCUCAUUGAGGUUGACCAUAUACAAGAUGCUUCUAGUCCUUACUUACAGAUAAAAGGGGUUAGUAAAGAAGCUGUGGCAGCUGCUGGUUCAAUGCUUAAACUGGAUGGUUCAUAUACAACAAAGAGUUAUCUGCAAAUCAUUUUGGAGAGAUUACCUGCAGCUGAAAGAAGAUCCAGUGGGAUUCACACUCAACAAAGUGCAAGGUUGCAGGAACUUGUUGAAUUUAUACAAUCUCAGGGCAACAGCUCAGCUUCAGAAUCCUCCCAAACUAGGGAGGCUGCUCCUGUAGAUGGCAUAAUUGAAGAUAUGCAGUCUAGAAUCAAGAGGUUGGAGAGAUGGCAGACCAUCAACACGGUGUUGUGGACUUUUCUAAUGUCUGCGCUCGUUGGUUAUUCGCUUUACCAAAGGAGGCGCCAGUGAACGGUUUGUGGAAUCAAGAUGGAGCAAGGGAAGGUCCAUUGCGCUGUCCCGAGAUAGGCAUUAACCCGCGAAGGGUAAUCAUUGGCGAUUCUGAUUUUAACAGAAAUUUCUAACAAGGGUUGCAUGUUUCUCCCAGGCGAUCGAUUUUCUUUUUAAGAGCUAUACAACUUAUACCCGAACAAGGCAGUAACACUGACUCAUCAUCUUUACACCUUUUUUUUCCUCUUUUGGGAUUCCUGUGACAGAAAAAUUGGAAUUAUUAAUUUCGGUGCUCCCUUUUGUAAAUACUUCCACUGGGAGGAUGGGAGGAGGUUAGGAUAGCUGACAGUACGAAGUAACAUAAAUUUUCUUUCUUCAUCUGAUUGUAAUUGGCCUGAUUUCUUCUUCUUUUUUAUACCCUAAUAUUAAUUGUCACGAUUUUGCUUAA